Molecule: messenger RNA, 3853 nt
Organism: Columba livia (rock pigeon)
Lineage: Eukaryota; Metazoa; Chordata; Aves; Columbiformes; Columbidae
Gene: ANTXR1
Product: ANTXR cell adhesion molecule 1
Exons: 18
Coding region: 399-2099 (566 amino acids)
Cellular component (GO): cell surface; plasma membrane
Molecular function (GO): transmembrane signaling receptor activity
Source: RefSeq, a predicted model, not a curated record
UAACAAUAAUAAUUAAGGGGGGGGAAAUACCUCAAACCCUCCCUGUAUUUUCCAAAGCCUGUGACAAAGCAAGAUUUGUUAGGAGGCUUCUCCUUCUCUUGCAAAACAAUGGUGCUGCUUUCAGAGCUGGGAGUGAGACUGAGGGUCAAGUCCCUUUAAAAAAAAAAAAGUGAAAUACAGUAUUGUGCAUCUUGAAAUCUGAAACCAAGAAACAGAAGUGCAAGCGAAACAAGGGGAAAAUCUUCCAAUUCCCGAGGACGACUGUUGCGAGUGGAGUUUCAAGGAAUAAAAUAUAUGUAUAUACACAUUUAAAGGUCAUUGAAUGGCUUUUUUGCAGAAAGCUGUAAAAUAAAGGAGCCUUGGAAGAAGAGAUUUUUUUUUACUCCUUUCUGGAUAGAAUGGCCAUUGCAAAGCAAAGCAUCUUGAGAUUUGGCUUCAAAUGGCUCAUCCUAGCAACUUUUCUGCUAGCCUGUGACGGACAAGGUGGGAAAAGAGAGAAUGGUGGUCCUGCCUGUUAUGGAGGAUUUGAUUUGUAUUUCAUUCUAGACAAAUCAGGAAGUGUCCUCCACCAUUGGAAUGAAAUAUAUCAUUUUGUGGAACACUUGGCCCGCAAGUUCAUAAGCCCUCAGCUGAGGAUGUCCUUCAUUGUUUUUUCAACUAGAGGGACAAUUCUAAUGAGGUUAACAGAAGACAGAGAACAGAUACGCCAGGGUCUAGAAGAGCUGCAGAAAGUCCUCCCGGGAGGCGACACAUACAUGCAUGAAGGAUUUGAAAGGGCAAGUGAACAGAUUUACUAUGAAAAUGUUCACGGUUACAGAACGGCAAGCGUCAUCAUUGCAUUGACAGAUGGAGAACUCCAUGAAGACCUGUUUUUCUACUCUGAGAGGGAGGCUAAUCGGUCGCGUGACCUGGGAGCGACAGUGUAUUGUGUUGGCGUGAAAGACUUCAAUGAGACCCAGCUGGCUAGAAUUGCCGACAGCAAAGAUCAUGUCUUUCCAGUGAAUGAUGGUUUUGAAGCCCUUCAGGGGAUCAUAGACUCUAUUUUGAAGAAAUCCUGUAUAGAAAUUCUGGCAGCAGAGCCUUCCAGUAUAUGUGCAGGGGAAACGUUUCAGGUUGUGGUGAGAGGAAAUGGAUUUCGACACGCCCGUAACGUUGACAGAGUGCUCUGCAGUUUCAGGAUCAAUGACACCGUUACUCUCAAUGAGAAGCCUUUUGUAGUGGAAGAUACCUACUUACUCUGCCCAGCACCUGUGCUACGAGAAGUUGGCAUGGAAGCAGCUCUCCAAGUCAGUAUGAACGAUGGUCUGAGUUUCAUCUCCAGCUCCGUCAUCAUCUCCAGCACACACUGUUCUGAUGGGACCAUCUUGGCUAUUGCGCUGUUGAUCCUCUUCCUCCUGCUGGCCUUGGCUCUUCUCUGGUGGUUCUGGCCUCUCUGCUGCACGGUGAUCAUCAAAGAGCCUCCUCCACCUCCCGCAGAAGACAGCGAGGAGGAAGAUGAUGAUGGCCUUCCAAAGAAGAAAUGGCCAACAGUAGAUGCCUCUUAUUAUGGUGGACGAGGAGUUGGUGGCAUCAAACGAAUGGAGGUGCGCUGGGGAGAAAAAGGCUCCACAGAAGAAGGCGCUAAGUUAGAAAAAGCCAAGAACGCCAGGGUCAAGAUGCCAGAACAGGAAUACGAGUUCCCCGAACCCAGGAACCUUGCGAACAACAUGCGCAGGCCUUCCUCUCCUCGCAAGUGGUAUUCUCCAAUCAAGGGGAAACUGGAUGCUCUCUGGGUCUUGCUGCGGAAAGGUUACGACCGUGUAUCUGUGAUGCGCCCACAGCCAGGAGACAAGGGCCGUUGCAUCAAUUUCACCAGAGUGAAGAACACGGACGCCCCACCCAAAUACCCUCUGAACAACGCGUACCCGCCGGCAUCUCCACCUCCAGCGCCCAUCUACAACCCCCCGGCCCCCAUCUACACCCCCCCUGCACCCAGCUCCCCCACACCCCACACCCCGUCCCCAUCCUCCACACUCCCCCCACUUCCCCCACCCCCGCAGGCCCCCCCACCCAACCGGGCCCCCCCUCCAUCUCGUCCCCCCCCUCGCCCAGCAGUCUAGGGGGUUGCCCUUGCUCCCGGCUCUUCCAGAAGCAUUCGAGAGGCUUUUUCAGCAGUACUGUAUCACAUCCAUCUUCGGGUUGGGGGGUGGAGGGGGCUAGAGGAAGCCGGACCAUUUUUUCAAUGGGUGCCAACAGAAUGAACGACUUUGUAGUCACGUUUCUCCUUUAGUUUUCUUUUGUUUUUUAAAAUCCCUCGUGCAUCAGUGCCACCAAACUAUCAAAGCAAGAAAAGCCAAGAGACUGCAGGAACAAGGCAAAUAACUCAAGCGAUUUCAGCAAGGCUCUCCCCCUUCUUUGUCCCCGACGCUUCCCUGUGCCGUACCAUGGUGAUUCCAGGAUAUACUAAAGAAAAUGAAUGAAUAACUAGAGGAAACUCUCCGGAAAGACAAUUCUCCUCGGGGAACGACUGCAAAAGACUCUUCCAAGUGCAGACAUCCCGGCUAGUUACUGGGAGACAACUGCACAAGUUUCAUGGUACAAGAGUCAUGGUAUAUAACAGAAAGCCGAUCAUGUCUUGCUCACAUGCCAGCUGCCAAGCAAAUAAUGACAACAGCAGGUCUGCGAGUACGGAAAGCCUUGUAAAUCUGAACAGAAUUGAUGACAGGCAGCUGUUCCCAUGGACCGUGAAUUGGAGAAGGGAAGGUAUUGUCAUCUCGGAGGGCCCGGAAAGGAGAAGGGGUAGGUCUCUGGUGUCUGGAUUUGCGUAUGUUCAUAUGUGGAAGUGCAGGUGAAUGGAAAUGGAGUGCCACUAGGAAAACUAAUUACGUGGAAAAAUAAACCAGUCAGUCUGUCACAAGGCUCUGACCCCAUCCCCUGAGGACAAGGAGUAAUUGAUGACCGGUCAGCCUUCAGCGCUACAGAGGAGUUCAUAACAAUCGAGCAAAGGAAUCUGGGAAAGGUGUAGUAGACAGAAAGUCUCUGCAUUCAGUUUGGACUAAUUACGUCCAUCUAAUAGCUCUGCAGUUCGGCGGCGUAAUUUAAUGCUGGUUUACAUUUUAAAAGGAAAGUUCCUGAAUAUAACCAAGAGGUUAGGUGUAUCAGCUUCUAUAAAUCCAGUCUGCUUGGGCUCCUUGUUGUUGUCGGUUUGAAAUGGUUACCACUGAUGCAUUUCUGUUUUUUCUGCAAAUUGCCCUAGAAAUGUUUCCACUUGGAUUUUUAUUCUUUAUUCCUCUUUUUUUGAAUAAGUAGCAGAUGCCUUCCAAACUCAUAGUGAAGAAGAGCCAGCGUGCUUACUUGCUCUUGUCAACUCAACAACAUCACUUCCAUUAGCGGUAGUUGACUGAGGCAAAAAUCAACACACCGGAUGUGCAAGAUGGGAAUCAGUCUGCCCAGAAAUGCACUGGCUGCAUUUCUCCACGCUUUCGCCUCACCUUCGUGGGACCCCCCGCCCCGUAUUCCACGACAUUGCACACGCACAUGUUUUAUCCUAUAGUAAACCUUCCGAGCACCUGCCUUUGCAACACAGUGCUAGAAAUAGGUGAGAUCACUCAGCACCUCAGACCUCUGCCUCUUCAACUCACCGUCAGGAUCAGUUCUCACUAAACUACUCUCUCUGGAAAUUGUGAAGUCAUGAGAGGUAAACCGGCUUUGUAGCUGCAGUUCUAUGAAUAUCUAAGGGUUCUCAUAAUCAUAGCAUUUUUUACCAGGUAAGGAAAUGCUUUGCCAAGUACUCCAGUGCUGUUGGAAAUACUAAGUCUAGCUUUUCUAGGAAAAAAAAAAGGAAAAAGUAAAAAAAAAUGCUCAAAAUUAAAAA